AUGUCAAUCUCAAUCUCCUCUCUCACAUCAUCCCUCUCUUCUCUCUCAUUCUCCUCUCAAAUUUCCCAAAAACCAAACACCCUUUCAUUUUCCCGGUCCAAAUCUCUUUCUUUCUCACUCUCCCACUCCUCCAAACAACCCCUUACUCUCCGUGUUUCGGCCACCGUUGCCUCACCUGAAACCGCCACGAUAGACCUCAAGAAAUUAGUGAAAUCGAGACUCCCUGGUGGUUUCGCCGCUCAACCUAUUCAUGGCACUGGCCGCCGUAAAUGCGCUAUUGCUCGUGUUGUUCUUCAAGAAGGGACUGGCAAAGUCGUCAUCAACUACCGCGAUGCCAAGGAAUAUCUUCAAGGUAAUCCAUUGUGGCUUCAAUAUGUGAAAGUCCCACUGGUAACUCUGGGGUACGAAAGCAGCUAUGAUGUGUUUGUCAAAGCUCAUGGAGGUGGCCUCUCUGGUCAGGCUCAGGCAAUCUCCCUUGGCAUUGCCCGAGCAUUGCUAAAGGUGAGUCAGAACCACAGAAUCCCUUUGAAAAGGCAGGGGCUUCUAACCAGAGACUCGAGAAUAGUUGAGAGGAAGAAGGUUGGUCUCAAGAAAGCUCGCAAGGCCCCACAAUUUUCCAAACGUUGA
This is a messenger RNA of Dovyalis caffra, 627 nucleotides long. The record is from the annotation of a GenBank genome assembly. Lineage: Eukaryota; Viridiplantae; Streptophyta; Magnoliopsida; Malpighiales; Salicaceae.